Setaria italica (foxtail millet) is the source of this 1616-nucleotide messenger RNA. RefSeq names its product NAC domain-containing protein 48. The transcript has 3 exons. Gene Ontology annotation, biological process: regulation of DNA-templated transcription. Bases 161 to 1252 code for a protein of 363 amino acids. NCBI's taxonomy places the organism in Eukaryota, Viridiplantae, Streptophyta, Magnoliopsida, Poales, Poaceae. The record is from RefSeq and is a predicted model, not a curated record. Gene Ontology annotation, molecular function: DNA binding.
UCAGUCAGUUCCCCACUCGAUCUUCUUCCACGAGCUGCUGGUCUAGCUACUACCUAGUAGCUCCCAACUCGAUCGAUCGAUCCAUCCAUAUUGUCGAGGUGAUUCUCUCUCUCCAUUGAUCCCUCAGAUCAGCCUUCUCGUUGAGGGGAUCGAUCGGUGGAUGGAGAUGAUGUCCGCGGCGCAGGCGGCGACGUCGCAGCUGCCGCCGGGGUUCCGGUUCCACCCCACGGACGAGGAGCUCAUCCUGCACUACCUCCGCAACCGCGCCGCCUCGGCGCCGUGCCCCGUCCCCAUCAUCGCCGACGUCGACAUCUACAAGUUCAACCCAUGGGACCUCCCAUCCAAGGCUCUGUACGGCGACGGCGAGUACUACUUCUUCAGCCCUCGCGACCGCAAGUACCCGAACGGCAUCCGGCCCAACCGCGCGGCGGGGUCCGGCUACUGGAAGGCCACCGGCACCGACAAGCCCAUCCACGACGCCACCACCGGCGAGAGCGUCGGCGUCAAGAAGGCGCUCGUCUUCUACGAGGGCCGCCCGCCCAGGGGCACCAAGACCAACUGGAUCAUGCACGAGUACCGCCUCGCCGCCGCCAACAACCCGCUCGCCGCCGCCUACCGCCCGCCAUCCAAGUUCAGGAACGUCUCCAUGAGGCUGGACGACUGGGUGCUGUGCCGGAUCUACAGGAAGUCCGGCCAGGCGUCGCCGAUGGUGCCGCCGCUCGCCGACUACGAGCACCUGGACCACGACGACCCCAAUUCCUCCGGCGGCUUCGACGACCUCUGCGGCUUCGCCUACGCGCCCACCAGCAGCAGCGGUGCAACUAGCACGACCGCCAGCAGCGCGAUGAUACCACAGCCGCCGGCGCUGCUGCCGAGGCUUCCGAAGAUCCCCUCAAUCUCCGAGCUACUGGACGAGUACGCGCUCGCGCAGAUCUUCGACACCACCACGCCGGCCGAGCAGGACCUGCUCGCCGUGCACCCGUCCCUCAACCAGCUCCUCGCCGUCGGCGGCGACAGCAGCGCGCACCCCGACCUGACGACGAUCUACUCGCCGUCGACCCAGGCCGCCGGCGGGAAGCGCAAGGCCAUGUUGAGCCCGGACGACGAGUGCGCCGCGAUGAUCCACCCGCCGGCGGCGGCCAAGAGGCUCAACGGGUCGUGCUUCGACGCGCCGCAGCCGGCGGGCGGCUUGCCCGCGACGACGACGUCCGUGCUGGGCGGCCUCAACCAUCACAUGCUUCCUCAGUUCUAAUUGACUUUUAGUUCGGAAUGAACUGAUGAUGAUCAUUAAGAAGUCUACGGAUCCGUCACCUGCGGCGACAUGAGAAGAAAGAAUUCGGGUAUGCGCAUUAAAAUGGAUCGUGCGAUGAAGAAGUAUUGUAGUAUUGUACUAGAACUAGUAUUGAACAAGUACUACGCCUAGGCAUGCGAUUUUUUUCUCCUAUGUACUGUUGUAUGUACUAUUCAUUUCAGGCACAGUGCAAAGCUAGCUGGAGCUUGAUCUCAUUCUCAUCUCAUGUACUACUGCUUCUAGUUACGAGUAUAUGUAGCCACAUCAAUAAUGAUUCUUUACUGGAAAUUAAUUAAUGUAUACGGUAAAAGAUCAUUAGCUGCAA